This is a messenger RNA of Cotesia glomerata, 4281 nucleotides long. Its product is annotated as xanthine dehydrogenase-like. Bases 292 to 4131 code for a protein of 1279 amino acids. Gene Ontology annotation, molecular function: FAD binding; iron ion binding; oxidoreductase activity. The record is from RefSeq and is a predicted model, not a curated record. The transcript has 24 exons. NCBI's taxonomy places the organism in Eukaryota, Metazoa, Arthropoda, Insecta, Hymenoptera, Braconidae.
CCCAAACUAUCAUGAGAGUAAUUUUAUUUUUAACUCUCGAAAGUAUUUAAAUUAAUGCCGUCAUAAAUAAAUUUAAGCAAGAUAUAAUCUGAUUAAAAAAUCAGCAAGUUAAACCGGUUUUGUUAGCUUGCAUUUAACACGGAAUUCUUUUACUAAAAUAAUUGUGUUUGACGAGGACGGGCUAAUUGUAACGACUUUCUAUACUAGUUAAGUGCCCAAAGUAAACUGCUGCUGGAGUUUCAUUACUUUGAUCAGUUGUCAAAGAGUUGGUGAGACCAAUUAGAUAACGAGAUGGGUCAAGCUGCGUACGGCGUCUCUGGGGACUCCAAAGGAUUCGUCGAGUUUACUAUCAAUGGUAUUAUUUUUAAAGUGCAAGAGAACAUACCACCCGAGACAUCGUUGAAUGUUUUUAUCCGAGAGCACGCGAAGCUGAGGGGUACAAAGUCAAUGUGCCAUGAGGGUGGAUGUGGUGCUUGUAUAGUCGCUGCUGAGAUACGCGGUGAAACACUUGCUGUUAACUCAUGUCUGGUCCCAGUCCUCAUUUGCAAUGGGUGGAAAAUCAAGACCGUCGAGGGAAUAGGUAACAAAAAAAUAGGUUAUCACAAGAUUCAAACUGCACUCGCGGGAAUGAAUGGCUCGCAAUGCGGUUAUUGUUCGCCUGGCAUGGUCAUGAAUAUGUACAGCUUAUUGCAAAGCAAAGAAGAAUUAACGAUGAAGGAGAUUGAAAAUUCAUUUGGAAGUAAUAUCUGCCGGUGUACCGGGUACCGUGCGAUUUUAGAUGCCUUUAAAGGAUUAGCCGUUGACGCAAGACCUGAACUAGCAGAAAAAAUUCACGACAUCGAGGAAUUGUAUAAGCUGAAGAUGUGCCCAAAGUCCGGAGAACCUUGUAAAGGUAGCUGCAUAAAUGUAAGCGGUAGUAGUGAGGAAAUGCCGGAAAUGCCAACAAAAUUGAGCGAAGUUCACAUAAUGGCGAUGAAUAAUGUACAGUUUCACAAAGUUCUCUCUGUUGAGGGUCUCUUCAACGUCUUUAAUAACAAUCCAAAUGCAACUUAUGUAUUAAACGGCGGCAACACCGGGCACGGUGUUUACCGACUGGAGAAGCCGCAAAUAUAUUUGGAUUUGAAUGACGUCACUGACCUACAUCGCGUCGAGAAAACCGAUAAAAUGCUGACCUUCGGCGGGAAUUGCACCCUCACCGUUGCCAAAAACACCUUCAAGAAGUACGCCACCGAUCCCGGGUUCAAACAUUUGCAGCACAUGGCUAAUCACGUCGACCUUAUUGCCAGUGUCGCUGUCCGCAAUAUAGGAACGUUGGCUGGAAAUCUGAUGAUAAAGCACAAACACCACGAAUUUCCCUCGGAUUUGUUUCUGCUACUGGAAACCGCCGGAGCCGAGAUACAUAUCCUUGAAUCACCUGGGGUUAAAAAAAAUGUAAGCCUAAUGGAUUUCCUGAAGAUAGAUAUGAAACACAAAAUAAUAUACAGCAUCGUUCUGCCAGCGUUGAAGCCGGAGCAUGUGUAUCGAUCUUAUAAGGUAAUGCCGAGAGCUCAAAAUGCCCAUGCUCAUGUAAAUGCCGGGUUUCUAUUCAAACUCGAUGCAAGAGGAAUUGUGUUGGAGAAACCCAAUAUUAUAUUUGGAGGAAUUCGACACGAUUUUUUGCAUGCAACAUCGAUGGAAGAUUUUCUUAACGGAAAAUCACUUUUUGACAAAAAUAUCUUCAAACAAGCCUUAGACAUACUCGACGCAGAAUUGAAACCAGAUCGUGUACUACCCGAUUAUACACCAGAGUUCCGAAAAACUCUAUCUCUAGGAUUAUUUUACAAGUUCGUUCUCAGUUUAUUGUCGGAAAAUGUUAGCGAGAGACUACGAAGCGGUGGCUCUAUGCUGAAACGUGAUGUAUCAUCUGCAAGACACGAUUAUGACAUAGAUAAAAAUAUGUGGCCAGUUAAUAAACCCGUACCGAAAAUGGAAUCCAUUUACCAGACGUCUGGAGAAGCUCAGUAUGUUAACGAUCUACCGCCACAAUCUAAUGAAGUUUUCUGUGCAUUCGUUCACGCUGAGUUUGCGGUUGGGGUUGUUGAAAACAUUGACGCCUCUGAAGCUCUGGCAAUGGAUGGUGUUGUAGCUUUUUUGACGGCCAAAGAUGUUCCAGGCAAAAAUCUUGCAAUCAAUGGGGAAAACAAAGAAGUUUUACUAGAUCAUAAUGAAUUGCUAUUUCUAGAGAAAGAAAUUCAGUAUUCAGGGCAACCGAUCGGCGUAAUAGCGGCAACAACCUACGCACGAGCUUAUGAAGCCACUAAAAAAGUUAAAAUCACUUACUCCGAGACGGGAAAGAGAAAGCCGAUAAUAACAAUAAAGGAUGUGCUGGGAUCUGCGGACAGCUCAAGAUUAUUACCAACGAUUACAGUUCCCGCUAAGUCAAAAGGUAGCGACAUCGCUCACGUUAUAAAAGGAGACAUGGAAAUCGGAGGACAGUAUCACUACACAAUGGAACCGCAGUCGUGUGUUUGCAUUCCAACCGAAGAUGGAAUAGAUGUUUACCCGACAUCACAAUUCAUAGACCUCACGCAAGUUUCAAUAGUUGACUGUCUUGGUAUUCCUAACAACAGGAUCAAUAUUAACGUACGAAGACUUGGUGGUGGAUAUGGCGCCAAGAUAUCACGAAACAAUCCAGUCUCCUGUGCAUGUGCGGUUGUAUCAUAUGUAUUAAAUCGUCCAGCAAGAUUUAUAAUGUCUAUUGAGAGUAAUAUGAUGUGUUUGGGUAAGCGCCCGCACGCAAGACAAGAGUACGAGGUCGGCGUUGACGCCCAGGGUGUAAUACAGUAUCUCAACAGCACUAGUUGGCAUAAUGCCGGCUGCUCCUGGAACGAAUUCUCAUCAGUCUUAACGUUUCAACAUAUUUACACAUGCUACGAUGGAUCAACUUGGAAUGUCGGAGUCGUUGAUGCGAUGACUGACGUCCCCUCUAAUACUUAUUGCCGCGCUCCAGGUUCUACUGAAGGAAUUGCCAUGUCUGAGAAUAUUAUGGAACAUAUAUCCAGAACAUUAAAUAAAGAUCCUAUUGAGGUAAGGUUGAGUAAUAUGAAUGCUCCGGAUAAAGAAGUACUUAGUAAAAUGAUUGACGACUUGAAAAUGUCUUCUGAUUAUGAAGCGCGACAACGUAGUGUACGACUUUUCAAUACCGAAAAUCGAUGGAAGAAACGAGGGCUAUCUUUAGUACCAAUGACAUAUCCUUUCCAUCCAUUCGGUCAGUUUCAUGCAUUAGUGUCGAUAUACGCUCGAGAUGGUACAGUCGCUAUUAUACAUGGUGGCAUCGAGAUGGGUCAGGGUAUUCACACUAAGGUUGCUCAGGCUGCUGCUUAUACACUGGGCAUCGAUCUGGAAAUGGUUAACGUCAAACCCUCGAAUAACGUUGUCGCUCCGAAUAAUACAGUCACCGGGGGAAGUCUCGGAAGCGAAACUUGUGCUCGGGCAACAAUAAAUGCAUGCAAAGAAUUAUUGGAGAGAUUAGAGCCGAUUAAAAAAGAAAUGGGAAAUCCUUCGUGGAAGGAGCUUGUGUUUGCUGCUCACGCUAAAAAUGUUGAUCUUGUUGCUCGAUGCAUGGUUACCAAUGGUCCCGAGCAUGGUUAUCCAAUCUACGGUGCUGGUGUUGCUGAAGUAGAGCUGGAUUUGUUAACGGGACAACACUUGAUUCGACGAGUCGAUUUAUUGGAAGACGUUGGCAUCAGCAUGAAUCCAGAGAUUGAUUUAGGACAAGCAGAAGGCGCAUAUGUAAUGGGGAUCGGGUAUUGGACUAGCGAGGACCUCGUUUACUGUCCUAAAACCGGGCUACUAGCAAAUCACCGUACCUGGAAUUAUAAACCACCUGGUGCUAAGGAUAUCCCCGUGGACUUUCGUGUAUCCUUUAGACGUAAUGCACCAAACCCCACGGGAGUUCUACGAUCCAAAGCUGUUGGGGAGCCACCGUUAUGCAUGAGUUACGGUAUAGUAUUGGCCAUACGUGAUGCACUAGACUCUGCUAGAAAGGAUGCCGGUAAUAACGAUAUUUGGUAUCCUCUAGAUGGACCGGUAACAACUGAAAAAGUUCUUAUGACAAGUCUGACGUCCAAGGAAAUGAUGGUCCUGUAUUAAAAAAAUAAAUUUAGUAUUAAAAAAUAAUUUAUAUUCAGUUACGUUAUCUAUUAUAAUGAAAAUAAUAAUAAUAAUUGUUAUAAUACUUGCAUUGGGAUCAAGUGUACUGUAGUCAUAAAAGGGAUUAAUAAAAUAUACUGCUGCAUUAAA